AUGGUAUUCUACUAGAUUUAUAUUUUAUACUCAAUCGAAAAUAAACAAAUUAUAAAAGCUGCUUUGAAAGAAAAUAGGACUAUAAUCAUAUACAAAAUAUAGUAAGAGGUGUAAAUGACUAACUGUAUUGAAACGAUUUUAUUUUUUUUAUCAACAUUAAUCUAUUUAUUUAAAAAAUACAAAGAGGUAGCGAGAAAAAAUAGUAUUAAAGCUAGAACAAAAUUAGCUAUUAAUACCUUCUAUUGUAAAAUUCCAUCUAUUUAGUAGAAAAUUGACCCUAGUUAUGAAAAUAAAAACAUUUAUGAAUUAAAAAUACUCAAUAAAACUAAAAAUAUGCUUCAUUUAUUUAUUAUAAUAUAAGUAUAACAAAAUUAACUGAAAAUUUUAUGUGGAUAAUUGUUAUAUAAGUACAAAGAUUUAAAUAAAAUGGUAAAGAAAUAAUAAAAUUAACAUGAUAAUGAAUGCAUAGCAAUUAAAAUGAUUCCAAACUAUUCAAUAAUUAUGUAUACUGUCUUAUUCAUUUUUCUAAAUUUAUAAACUUAUAAGAACCAAUCAAUCAAUACUCUAAGCUUUAGUUUUAAUUAGCUAAUUAAAUAUAUUAAAGUUUUGUAGAAUAAUUGCAAUAAUUAUUACUGA
Messenger RNA from Tetrahymena thermophila SB210, 636 nucleotides. RefSeq lists its product as hypothetical. The transcript is spliced from 3 exons. The record is from RefSeq and is a predicted model, not a curated record. Lineage: Eukaryota; Ciliophora; Oligohymenophorea; Hymenostomatida; Tetrahymenidae.